CAAAUAAAGAAAAUAUAUAUCUCUACAUCGAGAAAGCUACUAAAUUACGUAUAUCAAACCUAAAAAUUUCAGUUCUCGCACAAAUGACGAACACGACUAUCCAACUAAGUCCUCGUCACAAUUUGUUGUAAGCCCAAAGCCACUUGAACAAGAAGUCAAGAACGCAAAAGAUUCAUCAUUGGACCUGAGAAAGACGGCCGAAGAAGUUUGGAGCUAAAUAUAGAAUUUGAUUCCGUAAGUUACUUUUUGGAAGACCUGAUCCCGCCUCCGUUCUGGUACCAAGGCACAGAUCCGUUUCUUGACAGUGGGAAAUUUCUUGUUCCUCUUCACUUCCAAGCUUCUGGACGUUAUCAGCCAGUCGCUUCUCAGUUCCUGUCGUCGGAAACGACGAAAGAGAGACAGAGAGAUUGCAGCUUUCCCACAAAAAAAACGAUGGAGCAAAUUUGGUGGGUUUUGGUCGCCACUGCAGCAGCAUUGCUAAUACCUUUAUUCAAAAUCGCCUUCUCCAAGUCCAAACCACUACGUUUCUCGAAGAAAAUUGCUGAAUCGCCGGACCCAGAACCAGAAUCAGAAGCAUCGCAAUCGGUCGAGCUUUCUGCUCCUUCCAAUUCGCCGCCGGAGCUUCCCGUCGGGGAAUACGAGGUGUUUCUGAGCUUCCGAGGUCCCGACACUCGCCUCACUUUCACCGAUUUCCUCUACACCUACCUGGUUCAAGCCAAGAUCCGAACUUUCAGGGACGACGACGAGCUCCGCAAGGGGGAGACAAUUGGGCCUGAGCUCAUCAAGGCGAUUGAAGAGUCAAAGAUUGGGAUCCCAAUUUUCUCCCCAAACUACGCCGCCAGCAAGUGGUGCCUCCAGGAGCUUGCGAAAAUGGUGGAGUGCAAGAGGAAGAAAGGGCAGGUCAUUUUGCCCGUGUUCUUUUAUGUUGAACCCACCGAUGUAAGGCAUCAGAGAGGGAGUUACAAGCAGGCGUUUGAGGAGCACAGCAAGAAGUUUGAUAAGAAGACGGUGGAUGAAUGGAGGGCUGCUAUGGAAGAGGUUGGAGCAUUGAAAGGAUGGGUUGUCAAGGACUCAAUUUGGCAAGGAGCUACAAUUCAGAAUCUGUUUUCAGCUGUAUGGUCAGCAUUGAGGAGGGAGUAUUUGUUAGUGACUGAUAGCUUGGUCGGGAUUGAGCAUCAUGUAGAAGAAAUGAUGAAAUUACUGGAUUUGGACUCCAAAGAGGUGAAAAUUGUUGGGAUUCAUGGUGUAAGUGGGAUCGGCAAGACGACUAUAGCCAAGGCUGUUUACAACAAACUGUUUGAGCAGUUUGAUCAUUGUUGCUUCUUGGAAGACGUACGAGGAACGUUACAAGAAUAUGGGGGCACUGUCAAGUUGCAGAACAAGCUUAUCUCUAGCAUUUUAAAGGUGGAAGCCGACAUUGAUAAUGUUAGUCAAGGGGUCAACUUGAUGAGAAACAGAGUCUUGAAGUACAAGCUUCUGAUAAUUCUUGAUGAUGUGGAUAAGAAAUUUGAAUUCGACAAGAUCUUAGGACAUGCGGAUGAGUUUUCCCCCGGUAGCAGGAUUAUUAUCACAACAAGAGACAGGACAGUCCUUAAUCGUCUUAAGGUGCAUCUGAAAUAUGAACCCCCUGCAAUGAAUCCAGAACAUUCUCUUCAACUUUUCAGCAAGCAUGCCUUUGGUGAGGAUUCUCCUCCAGAAGAGUAUGCAAAACUAUCUUCUGACAUUGUAUCAACUGCAGCAGGGGUUCCUUCAGCCCUUAAGGAUGUAGGGUCACGUUUGUCCGGAGAAGAUAGAGCAGUGUGGGAAGAAACUUUGAUGAAGUUGAAAGAUAAAGCCAGCGAGAACGGCAACUUGAUAAGUUGA
Linum tenue is the source of this 1863-nucleotide messenger RNA. Lineage: Eukaryota; Viridiplantae; Streptophyta; Magnoliopsida; Malpighiales; Linaceae. The record is from the annotation of a GenBank genome assembly.